AUGAAUAAAUUCUUAAAAUUAAUUGGAAAAGACACAGAAAAAUAUAAAAAGGUUUCUUAUUUUUUUUUGUAAGGUUAAAUAACAAGUUCAAUGUAAGAUUUAAAGAAGAUUGUUUAGGACUUAUAAAGUUUAUAAAGCAUUAAAAAAAUUUAAGCCAGAAAAUUCAAAGGCAAUGGCUUUGAUUAUAAAUUCAACAGGAGGAAGUCUUGCUCAUGCACAUAUAAUAUAAAGGAAAUUUGAUUUAGUAAGAAAAAGAUACAAUAUUCCAUUGUAUACAUUUGCAGAAGACUACGCUUUGUCUGGAGCAUUUUAUUUGUUGUGUAUGGGAGAUAAAAUAUUUUGUAAUAAAACUUCAAUUGUUGGAGCAGUGGGAAUAUAAAUUUAAACUUUAAAUAUUCUUAAAUUAUUAGAGCAUUACAAAUUGGAAGUUCGUACUUAUAAUUCUGGUGUUAAUGAAACAUUUUUAUAAUAAAUAGAUCCUUUAAAUGAGAAUACUUCAACACAUAUAUUAGAAAAUAUUAGUGCUUAAUAAAAUUAAUAAUUACAAUUAUAGAUAAGAUAAAUGAUUGGAAAUAGAGAAAAUAAAGAAGUAAUAUUAAAUGGGUCUAUAUAUAAUGGAUAAUAAUUAUUUGAAGAUUAUAAGUAUUUAUUAAUAUAUAAAUAAUAGAUUUAGUAAUGGUAUAGGGUAAUAUUUAAAUAUAUUAGCCAAAGAAUAUCCAUAAAAUAAAUUAGAAAAUGCUACUUAAAAAACUUAGAGAGAAAAAAUUAUAGAGUUCUUUUAAAGUAAGUUAAAUUGAGUGAUAUUAUAUAUAAAUGUAAUUAUGAUUCUAUUAUUAUAAUAAAGUUAGAAAUUAUUAUACUAUGAAAUAUCAAAUUCCUAUGGAAUUAGCUGUUAACAAAGAUUGUAGAAAAACAUAAAGUGCCAAUAAAUGUAGAGGUGCAGAAUCACCAAAUAAAUUGUACUAAAACUUUACUCAUAAAAAUUCAAGUUAACCAAAAGUUGUGAAUCUCUUUCGAAGUUUUAUUUUUGACAAUUUUAUUUUAUAGAUCAUCCUUAUAGAUAUAACCAAUAUCUACAAACUUCAAUAGAUGUUCAUGAAAUAAACAAAUCUAAAAAAUCUGUAAGUUCUCAUCAAAGAGUUAAGACUGAAAUUGAUAAACCAAAUGACUUUAAUAAAAGAUUUUAUCCAAAUGAGAUCUAAAUGUUUUUAAGUAUUAAUUGAAAUUCAUAGGAUAGAUAAGGUUGAGAUACAAAAGAACAAGUUGAAUGUUUUAAAUAAAACUAUCACAAAUAAAGGUAAUCGAUUAUAGGCAGUUAAAGUUAAUUAAGGAAGGUUUCUUUUCUAUAUUAUAUAUAGUUUAUAGAGAAAUUUAUGAUUGCAAUAAUUCCAAGUAAUCUAGUUAACCAGAUCUUUAAGAUUAAAUACUUAGAAAGACCAAUAAUUAUUUAAGUAAAAAUCAUCUCAAUUAUAAGGAAAUAAUCGUAAUGGAUAAUCAACUCCAAAUAAUAUUGAUGAAAAUCCUUAAUUUAAUUACUUUUAACAUAAAAUAGAGUAUAGAAAUAGAAGAAGUAAUUAUACACGAUCAGAUGAUGUAACUCCAUUAAGAAGAUCUGUAUUUUAAUAGAUUUAAGAUUAUAGUGAUACAAAAUUAGAGUAUACAAACCAUUAUUAAAUUAUAGUUAAAUAAAUGUAACUAAGGAAGAGGAUAUAAUGCAAUUUUCAUUUGGUUUAUAGUAUAAUAAAUUGAGAGCUUUAAAAAGGUUUCCAAAAGAUAUAUUUUAUGGAGAUGUUCGAAAGGCUAAGAAAAAUUUACAAAUGUAAUGA
Molecule: messenger RNA, 1826 nt
Organism: Paramecium primaurelia
Lineage: Eukaryota; Ciliophora; Oligohymenophorea; Peniculida; Parameciidae
Source: the annotation of a GenBank genome assembly